ACGAUACACUCCAAGAUAUGGGUCAAAUGCCGGUCAUUCCUGUUCGAAUCGAUUACAAUUUGUAAUGUUACAAUGCGGACGUUCGCAAACUGUUUACUCGCGCUCGUCCUGCUGAUAUUCGCCUGUUACGGGCAGGAGGCAAAUCGCGACGUAAAACAGCAACCCGAACUCGCGACCAUCGUGCGGAAUUGGGCCGAGAAAUUGGGGGGCGAGCUUUGGCACUUCGGCGAGCUGGUCACCAGGCGCAAUAUGGUCAUCGACAGCUAUAAACGUACGACCGUCGUGCCGGAAGACGGCGAUUCGCUCCUCAAGGAUAUGGCUGAGAAAAUCAAGAAGAUGAUGGACGAGAAGGUGACCGCUGUGCGAAGAAUAAUGGAGGUCGCCGAGAAUAAGGCGGUGAUGCAGGGCGACGAUGUCGAGCCGAGCUUUGAAUUUUACAAUGCCAAAAAUUUAAUUAACUCCGCCCCCAAUGAAACAUUCGAAGAGCACGAGGAGGCCGAGUUGAACGAAAGCGAACAGGCUCAAAAGUUGCACCAAGACUUGGAGCCUUACCAAAAUUUGGUCCAAACCGAAACGGGCUACGGCUACCAGCAAGACCAAGAUUUACCGGACGCUGUCGACGACGUCCCGAAGGUGACCGACAUCGAGACCGUUGAGAGCGAGCAGGAUGCCCAGGCGAGCCAGACGCCGCCGGACGACAAGCGUCGGCUGCCCCUCUUCCCGAAUCCCCAAUUCUACAAUAUUCCCGUUAACACGAACCACAGCGCGGUGCACGUGCCCAGCAACGUGUACGAGCGAUCAAAAGAGGUGAUUAAGGGCAUCAAGUGGUCCGAAGAACUCGAUAACACUUUCAAAAACAACUACAAGGAAGAUCCGACGCUGUCGUGGCAGUAUUUCGGCAGCUCCACGGGAUUUAUGCGACAAUUUCCUGCAAUGAUCUGGUCGCAAGAGCCAGUCGACCUGUUCGACUGCCGCACUCGUUCCUGGUACAUCGAGGCGGCCUCGUCGCCAAAGGACAUAAUCAUCCUGGUCGAUCGUUCCGGUUCGAUGACCGGAAUGAGACGCGAGGUAGCUCGGCACGUCGUCAACAACAUCCUGGACACUUUGGGAAAUAACGAUUUCGUUAAUAUUUUUACGUUCAGCAACACCACCGACACGUUGAUCGACUGCUUCAACGACAUUCUCGUUCAGGCGAAUUUGGCCAACGUUCGCGCCUUGAAGGAGGAGAUGGCCAAUUUUCGAACUGAGCAGAUCGCCAACUUUUCGUUGGCGCUGACGACGGCGUUUAGGUUGCUGCAGAACUAUCGCGAAAAUAAGCUUGGCGCUCAGUGUAAUCAAGCCAUUAUGUUGGUCACAGACGGCGUGCAGUACAACUACAAGGAGAUCUUUAAAGAGUACAACUGGCAGAACUUGCCAUUCAUGCCGGUACGCGUUUUCACGUACCUAAUCGGUCGAGAGGUGAGCGACGUCCGCGAGGUCAAGUGGAUGGCCUGCGCGAAUCAAGGUUACUACGUACAUCUCAGCACGUACGCCGAGGUGCGGGAGCAAGUCUUGCAGUACAUACCGGUGAUGGCACGGCCGAUGGUCCUCAAUCCGUCUGUGAAGCCGCAUCCGACCUGGAGCCCGGUUUACGCCGACGUCGCCGAUCCGAAGCUCACGAACUGGCUGUGGGUGACGCGCGAGCGCAACAAACAACGCGAGCGCUUCAUCCUCUACCGCCGCAACAAGACGAUGUUCAUCCCCGACGAGCAGGACCGCAAGUACGUCCACAGACAGAAGCACAAGCCCGAAGAGUACGGCGACCUGCAGGUGUACCGCCUGAUGACCUCGGUCUCGCUGCCCGUCUACGACAAGCGACCGAACGCCAAUAUCACUGAACAAAUUCAAAUCAACGAGGCGACGUGGAUUACCGUGACCCGCGAGACGCGCGUCGCCAACUUGUUGGGAGUGGCCGGAACUGACGUUCCGAUUGAGUACAUACAACGACUGAUGAUGCCGUAUAGGAUCGGAGUGAACGGUUAUGCCUUCAUCGUCACGAAUAACGGUUACAUUUUGAUUCACCCGGAUUUGCGACCCGUGUUUCAGGGUAUACUCAAACCGGCUUACAAUCGAGUCGACUUGCUUGAAGUGGAAGUGAUGGACGACGAUUCGGAGCCGCGCGACUUCAACGAGUCGAUAAUCGAGUUGCGAAGGAACGUCGUAAUGCAAUCCCGCGGUCACGUCAUGCUCAAAGUGAAAACUCAUCUCGACGACCUGAGACGGAUAAUACUCAGCAACCGCCACUAUCACUACAUGGGUAUCAAUAACACGCCGUUCAGUGUCGUACUCGCCUUGCCCGAUCGCUACGGCUUCAAUCGCAUCCAAUACGCGCUGGACGACGACAUUCAUCGAAUGCGAUCGAAUAAUAUGAUCAAGGGGCCCGUCACGCAGUUUUUCACCGGGAAUUGGACCAUCCAUCCGGAUUGGUUGUACUGCAAGUACUCGGACGACAAGCACAACUUCGAAACGCCCGAGGAGGAGUUGCUGCACUUCUUAGUCAAAAUCGACUUGCCACGCUGGAAAUGGUCGAGGGAGUGCGACAGUAAGCUAAUUAAAUCGCUCGUCGCCGACGCGAAGAUGACCGAGUGGUUUAAUCAGAACAUUACGACGAGCAACAAGGACGAGAACGGGCCAAUAGCAAUGUUGAUGGCACUAAUACCAAGGCACGAGUUUAUUAAGCGUUUCGGAAUCACGGUCGCCUUCCUGUCGACUUACAGCGGGCUGACGCGCUGGCAGGACUUUCCACAGAAUAUCGGCGACAAGGAGGCGAGAGACGAGCCGCACUUUCAUCAGUUGCACAAUAAGGCGAUCGACGAGGUGUGGUAUAGACGCGCCGUCGAGCAGCACUACGUCGAACCGAGGAGUUUCGUGUACUCGGUUCCGUUCGACGUCGGCGACGAGAAUAACACGCUCGUGACGGCGAGUCACGCGAUCUUUAAGGACGACGGUACACGAAAGGCCCCCGCCGCCGUGGUCGGGUUUCAGUUUUAUCACAGCGCACUUCGCUCGUUGUUUACCAAGAUUACGUCGACAUGCGGCAAUAUACAGUGCAAGCGCACGUGCAGCUCACAAGAGCUGUACUGUCUGGUUUUGGACGAUAACGGGUACGUGAUCGUCAGUGACGAACCAGGUGAUACUGGGCGCUUCCUGGGGGAUUUGCGCAGCGACAUCAUGUCGUAUCUAAUCGACGAGGGCGUCUACAAGGCGACCCGCAUGUUCGACUACCAGGCGACUUGCUUUCGGAGCACCGACACAGGCAGCCACGCGUCCCGUUCGCUCACAUCGUUAUUAAAUGUUUCGGAGCUAUUGCGAUGGGCGAUCACGACGCUCGUGUACCUCACGAGAUCGGUUUGGUGCACCGAAUUGCUGCCGACGAACGAGCCCGAGCACGAGGACGAGGACCAGACCAUCCUGGACGAGCCGCCGCUGAGCGCGAACGAGAAGGAGUUCGAUCCGCGAGUGCUCAUCAGAAAGACCAGUCCGGAACCUUGCGAUCAGGAUGUUUCGUUGUACACGCUCGGCUUGAAAAAUACCACCGCGGAGGCUUUCGAUAGAACCAUGACGAUCGGAUGCGAUAGACCGUUCAUCGUACAACCCGUGAUCGGAAGUAACAUGAUCCUUUUGGUUAUCAACAACGUGUGCUACCCGGAGGAUCGGUCGAUUCCCUCGCCCGAACUGAACGAGAUCGAUUACAACAUCAGCCUGACCUGUUAUCGUGUAGUGCACGACGCGUACCCCCGCCGGCACUACAUGAGCUGCAUCAACAGAAGCAUUCACGAGCGCGAAAUCGAACUGUGCGGUACCGGAAGUUCACUCCGCACGCCCAUCGUUAUGGUUCUGUUGGCGAUUGCCUACCUAGCGGGAAGAAUUUCGUAGGAGUUAGUUAUAAUUUAGAUUUCCGUCUGUGAUAUGUAUAAUAAAGUUUAUGUAAUCUUCUAAUCUUCAAAUACAGUUUAAUUCGUUUCG
This is a messenger RNA of Photinus pyralis (common eastern firefly), 4005 nucleotides long. It is a transcript of the gene stj, whose product is annotated as voltage-dependent calcium channel subunit alpha-2/delta-3. The coding region runs from base 73 to 3915 and encodes 1280 amino acids. The transcript is spliced from 26 exons. NCBI's taxonomy places the organism in Eukaryota, Metazoa, Arthropoda, Insecta, Coleoptera, Lampyridae. The record is from RefSeq and is a predicted model, not a curated record. Gene Ontology annotation, molecular function: voltage-gated calcium channel activity. Gene Ontology annotation, cellular component: voltage-gated calcium channel complex.